AUGGAGAGUGUAGCCAUCCCUAUCAAUGAUUUGGAGGUAGUCAUAACUAAUCCCUUAGCCAUUGAUCUGAACCAAGUGGAGAGCAAAGGAAAAAACAAAGUUGGGCAUCAGUCCGAAGGCUCAUCCAAGAAGCAUCUAGGUUCCAAUGUUAAGAAGGAGAGCACUCUAAACUUGAGUUCAUUGCUUCUACAUCACACUCGCAUGGAGCAAGUGGUGAGGAAGAAGGUCCGGCCAUUCCAAGGGCAAGCAAGCA
Ilex paraguariensis (yerba mate) is the source of this 253-nucleotide messenger RNA. Lineage: Eukaryota; Viridiplantae; Streptophyta; Magnoliopsida; Aquifoliales; Aquifoliaceae. The record is from the annotation of a GenBank genome assembly.